GCUUGAACUUUGCUUUUUGCUUUGUCUCAGUACGCCUUCUUCCGAUCAGGAGGAGUACAUGUACGUACGCAAUCCCAAAGCUCAAAGUGGGCCUGACAGCGAUUGAAUGGAUGGAGUGACUAAAUCUCAGACACCAGCUUCCCACCGCAAAUAUGUGUUGUGAAUUAAUCGCUUAGAGCGCUUGUGGUGAUUACAAUAUACUAGUUAUGAUAAACUUAGUUAGUUUGUUCAAAAAGUGUGCUCCCAUGGAGGAAAAUGUCCCUCUUUUAUCACCGAUUCGGUUCAAAACGAAUCCAGAGGACAAACCAGAGAAAAGGCGGAAUUCGGAUUCGUCAUCCAAUUCAUCUUCACAUAACGAUGAGGAACAGCUCAAGUAUCCCAAAUCCGUGUUCUUCAUCUUGUCCACCGAGGCUUGUGAGCGGUUCUCCUACUAUGGAAUGCGAGCGAUCUUGGCUCUGUACCUCAAGCACUUGUUCAAGACUCAAUCGAACAUGGGUGAUGCACAGGCGGAAAAUUUGUCCACGAUUUUGUACCACGCCUUCGUGUUCCUCUCAUACUUCACUUCGCUCUUUGGCGCCUUUUUGGCUGACUCGUUCCUCGGGAAGUUCCGCACCAUCUUUUAUAUUUCCAUCCUCUACGCCGUCGGCCAGCUCAUCUUGUCCUUGGGAGCCGUUCCCAAUGAAGCCUGGAAUCUUCCACAAUUACCAUUGUCCUAUGUGGGACUGAUCUUGAUCGGAUUUGGAACGGGUGGGAUCAAGCCUUGUGUGGUCUCCUUUGGCGCAGAUCAGUUCGUCUUGCCCCAGCAAAAAGUGGAGAUGGCCUCGUUCUUCGGCAUCUUCUAUGCUUCCAUCAACUUUGGCUCCAUGAUCUCGACCAUUUUGACCCCCAUCUUCCGACAACAGCCUUGCUUUGGCAGUGAUGAGUGCUUCUCCUUGGCCUUUGUGGUCCCCGCGGGCCUCAUGGUGGCGGCUAUUGUGUUCUUCGUUUUGGGUCGACCCGGUUACAAGGUCUUGAUUCCGGAGUUGAAUGUGGUUGUCGAUUUCUUCAAGUGCAUCACAGAAGCCAUCCGUCAAAAACGAAGAGCCACCAUCAAACGAGAUCAUUGGUUGGACUAUGCUGAAGAUCGAUUUGGAACCACGUUCGUGUCGGAUGUCAAGGCUGUGUUGAGAGUUUGCAUUCUGUUCUUGAUGUAUCCAGUAUUUUGGGCUCUCUAUGAUCAGCAGGGUUCAAGAUGGACAUUUCAAGCCACACGUAUGGAUGGUUCCAUUGGUGGAGUCGUGAUUCUACCCGAUCAAAUGCAAGUGAUCAACGCCGUUUUGAUCUUGAUCUUCAUCCCCAUCUUUGACAAGAUCAUCUAUCCUCUAUUUGCCAGAUGCAAUAUGCUGAAGAGUCCUCUACAGAAGAUCGUCACCGGUGGAUGUCUGCUGGCAGUGGCUUUUGUCAUUUCGGGCGUGGUCGAGCUCAUUUUGGAGAAAACUUACCCGGUUCCUCCGACUUCGGAAUUCUCCAGAUUGGCAUUCCAUAAUGGCUUGCCGGAAAAUUGCUUACUCCAAUUCGAUUUGCAACAAGUCGGGAAAGAUGAGCCAAUUCAAUUUCCGAAAAAUAUUUCUGGUGGUCAGACCUUAGCGUUGAGAAACUCUGAAGGCGAACAAUUAUUCCCUGUGGCAUUCCAAAAUCCGAACGAGAUUUUAAAUUUCACCCUAAAUGCCACCGCCAUGACCGGAGAAGACUCCAAAGAAGAUUGUUUAUUUAAUGGGAAAACGAGUAGAAUUGAGUUUUCACUAGAAUCUGAAUUUAGCAAGACUCUAUACAUUCACCCGGGAACUUCGGACCCGAAUUCGAUUGAAAUCUACGAUCCCCUUAAUUCGGAUCACAUUGCCAAGUCCAGUUCUGGAUCACCUUACAUCAGGGCGUUUUUCGUUCUUACCAAUGAAACUCAAGUGAAGGAAUUGGUUCUUGGAUGGGGUGAAAUUAUCUUGGGCGAUCUCAAUGAUCCGACCUCGAAAAAUACCCAUGUGGCUUUGAGAACCCCGAUUAUUCCCACCCAAACAAAAGGAGACUACUUCUUGGGCGAUACUGACUUGGAUGAUGAAGCCAAGACUCAGGGAGACUUCAAGGUGUGUCUGGUGACCACCAAAACCAAAAACGGUGUGGAUGAGGACGUAUUGGAGUGUCUCAAACGGGAUCAUAUGAGAACGUACAGCAUCAAGGAAGAGACGGAUGACAAUUACCAUCUUUCCGACGACGAAGAUCCCGGAUUGUUUGAGUUCAAGUAUGGUGGAUCGUUCAACCUCUAUUUCAGUAUGAGUGUGGAAGAUGAGGGCGAGAUCAUGGUUGACAUCGAGGAGACCACUCCGCCCAAUUCAAUUCACAUGCUUUGGCUUCUUCCCCAAUACAUCGUUCUCACGGCCGGGGAGGUUCUCUUCAGUAUCACCAGUUUGGCAUUUGCCUUCACCCAAGCUCCAUCCAGUAUGAAAGCUGUGGUCCAGGCCCUGUUCCUGCAAACCAAUGCCAUUGGCAAUCUUUUGGAUAUCUUCGUGGUGGCCCUCUUGUCAGGAGUGUUCAAAAGUCAGGCUUAUGAGUUUUUCUUGUUUGCCGCGUUGAUGCUCAUUGAUAUGGCCAUUUUGGCUUGGUUGGCCACCCGCUACACUUAUUCCGACUACACGAAUGUCAAGGAGUUGGAAGAAGAAGGCAGAGACGGAGACAGUGAUUCGAAUAGAAGUUCCAAGAAGUCCGCAGAAUCUGAUACUGAGAAAAAUUAGUGCCCAUCCAGAUUGUCAUCCAACACCGAUCGAACAACACUCAAUGUGAUAUUGUAUACCACUAUUUUAACGUUGGCAUUAAAGAUAUUGUCGUUUAA
Tigriopus californicus is the source of this 2860-nucleotide messenger RNA. RefSeq names its product peptide transporter family 1-like. Gene Ontology annotation, biological process: oligopeptide transport; transmembrane transport. The transcript has 15 exons. The record is from RefSeq and is a predicted model, not a curated record. The coding region runs from base 207 to 2762 and encodes 851 amino acids. Gene Ontology annotation, cellular component: membrane. Lineage: Eukaryota; Metazoa; Arthropoda; Copepoda; Harpacticoida; Harpacticidae. Gene Ontology annotation, molecular function: dipeptide transmembrane transporter activity.